CGUGGUGGAGAAAGAGGACGUGGCGAAGGAGGAGGACGUGGUGGAGAAAGAGGACAUGGUGAAAGAGGAGGACGUGGUGGAAGAGGAGGAGGAGGUGGUGAAGGAGGUGGAGGUGGAGAACGACGGCGACAAGGAAGGGGAAGAGCAAGGGCACGAAGACAGUCAGUCUCGGAUGAAAUUCGAGCCACUUUAGUUGACCAUGUCCUUGUCCAUGGGAUGACUAUGAGGGAGGCUGGGCAACGAGUACAACCAAAUUUGAGUCGCUUCACUGUUGCCUCCAUCAUCAGAACCUUCAGGGAGGAAAACAGGACACAGAGACGACCACCUGGUGGAGGCAGGUUAAGGCUUUUGUCGGAGGAGCAAGAGAGGGAACUUGUAAACAUGGUAAUUGCAAAUAAUGUAAUCCGCCUGCAAGAGAUUCAAAGGAGAGUGAUUGAGGAUGAUCAUCUUUUUCGAGGCAUAAAUGCCAUCAGCCUCUCCACAAUUGACCGCAUCCUCCGAAAGAAUCAAUUCCGGAUGAAACAGGCAUACCGAGUCCCUUUCGAACGAAACUCUGACAGAGUGAAAAACCAACGUGUGGAAUAUGUUCAGAGAAUCUUUGAGAUUGAAGGACGGCCUGUUCCCCAUGAAAUGAUCUUUGUGGAUGAGGCAGGUUUUAACCUGACCAAAAGAAGGAAAAGGGGGAGGAACAUAAUUGGCCAUCGGGCUAUUGUAAAUGUCCCUGGUCAGCGUGGGGGGAAUGUCACUAUGUGCGCAGCCAUCAGCCAACGAGGGGUACUCCACCGCCAUGCCGUACUAGGACCCUAUAACACUAUGCUUCUCCUUGCUUUUCUUGAUGGUUUAAGACAACAUAUGUUCCAGCUGGACUACAGGGAACCAGCACAGCCAGAGCAGCCUCACUACGUUGUUGUGUGGGAUAACGUCAGCUUCCAUCGCGCUGCUCUGGUUCGUGACUGGUUUACCAAUAACCCAAGGUUUUCUAAUAUCUUUCUGCCUGCAUACUCCUCCUUUCUAAACCCGAUAGAGGAGUUAUUUUCGGCAUGGCGGUGGAAAGUGUAUGACCGAGAACCUUAUGUCCGUGUUCACCUCCUUCAGGCCAUGGAAGAGGCCUGCCUAGACAUAUCAGUAGAUGCAUGCCAGGGGUGGAUCAGGCAUGCAAGAGGAUUUUACCCCCGCUGCCUGGCUGGGGCCAAUAUAGCCUGUGAUGUGGAUGAGAUUCUCUGGCCUGACCCAGACCAAAGACAAGAUGCUGUGGUGGGAUAAUGUUUCUGGUGUGUGUUGUACUGUAUAGUACAUGAAUGACAAUGUGCCACUGUACAUACAUUGGUUGCGUCUUUUGUGUUUAUCAUGUGACAAGGGUUUUGAAGGGGAGAACCAUAAGCAACCUAAUUGUUUUGGAACUAUUGUUUUGAAUUAAUUGUACCAGUGUGCAAAACUCUGUUGUAGUGUGUGUGUUUUUGAGGGCUUGUGUUUGAUGUCUGAGGGCAAAGUUCGGUUUUUCAGCAGGAGUGAAUAGUUUUGGGUGUAGAGCUUCAUUUUGACCUGGAAAUAGGAUGUUUGGGGAAUUGAGUGAGAUGUUAUGGAUUUGUGUUUACUGUUGUGCGGAUAUGAGGCGUAGUUUCAAGAAAUGUGUUUUAGCAAUCGAGAAAAACUGUAAUA
Messenger RNA from Oreochromis niloticus (Nile tilapia), 1659 nucleotides. RefSeq lists its product as uncharacterized. The transcript has 3 exons. The coding region runs from base 217 to 1263 and encodes 348 amino acids. Gene Ontology annotation, molecular function: nucleic acid binding. The record is from RefSeq and is a predicted model, not a curated record. NCBI's taxonomy places the organism in Eukaryota, Metazoa, Chordata, Actinopteri, Cichliformes, Cichlidae.